Molecule: messenger RNA, 1622 nt
Organism: Cornus florida
Lineage: Eukaryota; Viridiplantae; Streptophyta; Magnoliopsida; Cornales; Cornaceae
Product: transcription factor MYBS3-like
Exons: 3
Coding region: 365-1408 (347 amino acids)
Biological process (GO): response to ethylene; response to auxin; response to gibberellin
Molecular function (GO): DNA binding
Source: RefSeq, a predicted model, not a curated record
UCAAAAAUCAUUAUCCUCAAAUCCGGACAGCACCUAAUAAAUUCCCUUUUUAUCUCGAAGAGUAGUCCAGACCCUAUUUUAUGGAUGUUGUAGUGAUCCAACAUCUCAUAGCUUUCUCUCUCUAACUUGUUUCUCUCUCUAUAUAUCUCAAUCUCUCUCCCCCAACAACAACAACAACAACAACAAACCAAAAUUUCAAUCGAAAUCCAAACACCCAAUAAACCCUAUCAGUCUCCGACUCCAUUAUCGAUCCUCCAAUCCCGAAACCCUAGACUUCUUCUCUCGGAUCAUAUAAACAAUCUCUCUGUGUCUACAGUGUAUUCGGAUCGUUGUUUAAUCGGAUUUUGAGACCCGAGAGGCGACCAUGACGAGGCGGUGCUCGCAUUGCAGUCACAAUGGUCACAACUCACGGACCUGUCCCAACCGUGGAGUCAAGCUCUUUGGGGUCCGAUUGACCGAUGGAUCGAUCCGAAAGAGUCCCAGUAUGGGUAACUUGGAUCGGGCAAUCCGAAAGAGUGCCAGUAUGGGUAACUUGACCCAUUACACAGGUUCCAGUAUCGGUACCCUUCAAAACGGCGGCGCCGAUAACAUUCACGACUCCCCCGACGACACGCCGGAUCACGGCGUUGCCGCAGACGGCUAUGCAUCGGAGGAUUUUGUCCCUGGUUCUUCGUCCAGCAGAGAAAGAAAGAAAGGUGUUCCAUGGACCGAAGAGGAACAUAGGAUGUUUCUACGUGGCUUGCAAAUGCUUGGCAAAGGUGAUUGGCGAGGAAUUGCACGCAAUUAUGUGAUAUCAAGAACUCCCACACAGGUGGCCAGCCAUGCCCAGAAAUAUUUUAUCAGGCAAACCAACAUGUCUAGAAGGAAAAGACGAUCUAGCCUGUUUGAUAUUGUAACAGAUGAAUCAGUCGACACACCAAUGGAGUUGCCAGAUUUCUUUGCCAUUAAUCCUCCACAAGCUGAGACACAACGCAAGAAUGCUUUUCCUAUGCCUCCUGAUUUGAAUGAAGAAUGUGAAUCAAUGGAUUCUGUGAACUCCAAUGAUGGGGAACCUGUCCUUCCAAAGCCAGAUAGCUCGCAAUGCUGUUACCCAGUUGUAUAUCCUGCUUACAUCUCUCCUGUUCUGCCAUUCUCUUUCCCAUUUUGGUCAGGAUACGGUAUGGAGCCAGCUAAAAAGGAAACUCAUGAGGUUCUAAAGCCAACACCAACGCAUUCAAAGAGCCCAAUUAAUGUAGAUGAGUUGGUUGGCAUGUCAAAAUUGAGCUUGGGGGAAUCUGCUGGCGAGAAAGGGUCCUCUCCUCUCUCUUUGAAACUGCUUGAAGGAACCACUAGGCAGUCUGCUUUCCAUUCUACUGCCUCUAGCAGUUCAGGCAUGAACUCGAGCAACAGUCCUAUCCAUGCAGUUUAAAAGUCAAAGUGCUGCCUAGAUGUUUAGGAUAGCUUAGUGUUGGUAAGCUCUAGAUAUUUUCUGUUAAUACAUGAAAAUAAUGCGCAGUCUGGUUGGAGUCCAGUAAUAGUUUUCUUUUGUUACCUACUUACUGAAAGAAAAUGUCAGUUCUUACCUUGUAAGUUGUUGCAACUUUUGUGAGAAAUUAAUUAAAUCUUUUAACAUUUUGUGCCAA